CCCGGCGGUACCAGCACGGGAGCCGAGCUGGCGGAGAGGGCCGGUCCCGAUAAGGAUGCGGAGUGCAAGGAGGAACUGCUGAAAGGCUACAGCUCUGAGAGCUUGGAGCAGGGCAGCGCCCUUCCCGACGGGAAGGACAAGACGCCGGGCAGGCAGCGCCGUUUCACCGGCGACUCGGGCAUCGAGGUCUGCGUCUGCAACCGGGGCCACCACGACGGCGACCUCAAGGAGUUUAGCGGGCUCAUCGACGAUGCUCUGGAGGGGCCCCUGGACUUCUGCGACAGCUGCAGCGGCCGCCCCCACGGGGACGAGGAGGAAGGGCUUUUCAGUGCCGCCGAGGAGCAGCACCGCGAACACAGCCACCACCACCUGCCCCGGCAGCCGGUGUGCGUACUCUUGAACACAAUAAACGAGCAGGACUCUCCGAACUCGUGUACCAACAGCUCCCCCAGCUAAGGCGGCGGAGCGCAAGGGAGAAUCGGGGGAAGAAACAGUGAAAUAAAAGCAGAAUAAGAGGAUUAAAACUUUAACAGGAGGAAAAGGUGAUAGAACUUUUUUUAGUUUAUUUUUCUUUUCCCCCUCCGAUAUAAUUCGGGGACUAGUCCUCAAAGGCCCGGCUUGUGGGGGAGCGGGUCACUCUGGGUUUCAUUAAUCGCGUCCGUCCCGCUCUGCGGGGCAGGGACUGAUGUUUCUCUCAAUGAGACCUUCUAACAAAUGGAAUUUUCCCAAUGGUGAUUUUGGUGAUGGUUAUUAGGAGUUUGUUGGUUUUAGUUUUCUGAAGCACUGCUUUAUCUCGCAAUCAGUAAAGCUCAGCAGAUCUCACCCUGGGAGGAUACGAAAUCACCAUAAGGCUUCAACCUCCAGGUGUCUUCCCAGAAGCCAGCAGCUUCUGACAGUGCCGACAGUCAGUAGCCCAAGAGUUCUGGUUUGAUAUAGUGCUCUUGAGGCAUUGGGGAUUUCUUUUCAUUUUAGCCUUUUUUUUUU
This is a messenger RNA of Merops nubicus (carmine bee-eater), 984 nucleotides long. Its product is annotated as WW domain binding protein 1-like. The record is from RefSeq and is a predicted model, not a curated record. The transcript has a single exon. Lineage: Eukaryota; Metazoa; Chordata; Aves; Coraciiformes; Meropidae. The annotation marks the transcript as partial.